AAACCAAACCGGUCGCACGGCUACCCAUGUGUAGUCUGUUAUCAUCAUACUGACACGGUAGCCUUAAAAAUACUCAUUUUUUUCAUUAAUUUAAUUAUACCAGUAACCUAAAAUGGGCUCCACUACAAACGGCAAAAGGGACGAAGACUGUUUAUUCCUGGAGCAUGUUUUGGAUAAGCUUUAUGACUUUGGAGCAGCACCAAAAAGGAAAUCUCAGAAGAAGAAAAAACGAAAAAGAUGUGAAGAAGAGGAGGAAGAAGAGGGAGAUAUCUGCAGUAAUACUGAAGACCACAGAGAAGAACAUGACGGGACUGAACACCAGCAACCAAAAAGUGAGCAAACAGGUCCAACCAAUCAGCAGAAGAACCAGGUGGAAGUUGUCACAUUUCAAGACCCCACAAAGAAACUCAAAACUAAGCUGACGCCAGCCUCUAAUAAAAUCUCUGCCCUUCAGAUAACAGAGAAGAAGCAAAGCGACCAACCAGAAGAACUCAGUUUGGAAAAGGCUCGUCUGGAGGUUCAUCGGUUUGGAAUCACAGGCUAUAAGAAGGAGCAGCAGCGAGUUUUUGAACAGGACAGAGCAGUCAUGCUUGGAGCCCGACCUCCUAAGAAGGACUAUGUCAACUACAAGGUGCUUCAACAGCAAAUCAAAGAGAAAAAGCAGAAAGCAAAGGAAGAGGUUCAGCCGGACUUGCAGAAAAAGAAGAAGCAGAAUAAUCAGAGAGACAAAAAGAAGAAGGUGCCCUCUGGUUCUGGCUCAGCCCUGUCCGGUCAGGUGGGCCGCUUCAAGAAUGGCAUGCUGAUCCUCAGCUCCAAGGAAAUCCAGAAAAUCAAAGGCAACAAGAGAGGAAAAUAGGUGACAGAUUAAAUCCAACAGAUUGGAGAACAUCAGCAGACCAGAGUGACUCAGCUUACUGCGGCGUGGUUCACAGCCAAAAGACGAGGAAAUGGACAAACUGCUGCUUUCCUGAUGAUAUGUCAGAGGUCCGCAGUGAAAGAUGGGAUGGUGUUACUAGUGGCUGCUGAGUCAGAAAUCCAAUUUAUCGAUCAUCCGAAUGGUCCCUGAAGGUGCAGCGUGGUGGGCCGGUAACGCACAAGACUGAAGACUGUCAGAUCUAUUCCAUCACAGUUAAUUUAUUUUUGUUUUUAUAAAUGACCAAAAAAGGAGACAUUUGCGUUUUGUUGUGUUUUACACUCUGAAGUUUUCAAAAUUAUGCAGGUACGAUGCAUUUCUCAUAUACAAACAAUGUAGUCGUACAAAACUUUUACAUUGGCAAGAAGGGAUGAGAUCAUAGCGAGACAGAUGGGGGGAAUUAAACAAAAAAAGUACACACAACUAAAGACUUGGCAGAAGUUUUCAUGAAGAAACACACAUAUGAACACUCUGAGAAAGUAGAAAGCAGAACGAUCUUCACAUUUUUUUCUGUAUAAACUCUAAUUUACACAGCUUCUCAACAACACCAAGAAGCUGCGUCCUAGAUGUAAACAUUGCGAAGUCUUCACAGAAAAGAAAUGUUCCCGUUUCUGUUAAAGGGCAAACAUGAACGUUGACAGAUUUUGCGAGACGACGAUGAAACGGUCUGGCAGUGUGCGGCUGGGUGAGGUCACAAAUUCUCACGCCGUUUUCUUAAAGCAGCUUAUUGUGUUAUUUACAUGUUUCAAAAAGAAGAGCAUGAGGAAAUAUGAAGCUUAUCUGCAGCACAUCGCACAUAUUUCAAGCUGUAAGCAUAUCGUUUUGUUUUGAGGUGUUUUUGUAGACGGCAAACCUUUUUUUUUUUUUUUAAACCUGCAAACCGUGACCACAGACUGUAUAUAUUAUCAGUAGCCAUUCAACUUUUAUACUGAACAAAUCGCAGAGGGCAAUAUACAAAAGAAAUAAAUAUAUCUACAUAGUUUAUAGAGUAAAUAAAUUCAUUUUUCCUCUGCUGUUUUUUUCCUUAAAAUUAAAUAGCAAACAACAGCAGUGACAUGCUUUUUUCCCAGCACCAUAUCUUGACGUUAAAUUAAUAAAAUAUGUCACAUUCAUGGGUGGGUAAGUGUGGGGUAAAGGGUCAUGCCAUACAAGCACUCUUACAAAACCACAUCUAGACAGGAGUGACUGCAACGUGACUCAUUUUCAGUGCGACUUUUGUUUGUAUCUGUCGCAAAGUGUUAAUUCUAAAGUAUUUUUAGAGAGGAAAAGAAAAGAUGUAACCCAGUUUUACCUGAUACCGUCUGACUUCCUAAACCUUUGCGACACUGUGAAUCUCAGCGCCUCACUAAAAGCUUUUACUCCCUCCAGUCACAAUUUCCUCAGUGGCAUUUUGACAUCAGCACAGCCCGCAGACAUGUAACCCCAAAUCAUUCUGACUUUCAGAAGGGAAGAAAAUAUCGGUUCCCCUGGUUACGUGAUAGAUGUUGGAGUCUGCUCAUUGGCCUGAAAUCUAUUCCUGGUUAUAGCAAAGUCAACCUCAGGGCAGGGUUCUCUUCUGAUUUGCGAGGUGGGAGAACGGUCAGAGCAAAGCAGCCAGAAAGCCGUCGUUGAUGCAAAUGUAGCCCUUAGGUGGAAGCUGGCACACCAGGAAAAAAAAUCCCCUUUGGCAGAUAGGUAGAUGUUUGCUUCCUGGGUCUGAGGAAAGCGGUUUAAACUUUGACUUUUACAUAAAUGUUGCAUUGGUGUCAUACAGGAGAGAUGUUAAAUGUAAAUGCUAGUGGAAAGCAUUGCCUGACAAAACUUGGUAGAUCUUAUACAACUGAAAUGUAAAUAAAAUCAUUUUUAUUAAG
Molecule: messenger RNA, 2763 nt
Organism: Acanthochromis polyacanthus (spiny chromis)
Lineage: Eukaryota; Metazoa; Chordata; Actinopteri; Pomacentridae
Gene: fsaf1
Product: chromosome 16 C1orf131 homolog
Exons: 9
Coding region: 113-856 (247 amino acids)
Source: RefSeq, a predicted model, not a curated record